AUGCGCACCACGUGGUCAGACGACUCGAGGCUUGAAAAAGCGCACAGACCGACCUUCGCCGCAUGGCUGGACUCGCCAAAAUUUGGGAUGCGGCUGGCUUCUCUGAAGCUCUCCGUGCUUGACUGUCUGACAGUGCUCCUGGCUUUCCAUUUGUCCAGAGCCAUUAGACCUGUGUUUCUGAAAGAAGAGGGUCUCUUACAACGUCUUACAAGCAGCCUCUCAAAGGCUUUGGCGGCGCCUCCAAGUGCCAGGCAGCGCAGCCGCCAUUAUCCGCAGCUGGCUGGCUGCCGCCCUUCUGGCCCCAAAGGGCCCCUCAAAGCAAACCCCAAGCGAUACCGAUACAAAUCGGUAUGA
This is a messenger RNA of Effrenium voratum, 354 nucleotides long. The record is from the annotation of a GenBank genome assembly. NCBI's taxonomy places the organism in Eukaryota, Dinophyceae, Suessiales, Symbiodiniaceae.